Alnus glutinosa is the source of this 2342-nucleotide messenger RNA. RefSeq names its product scarecrow-like transcription factor PAT1. Bases 477 to 2117 code for a protein of 546 amino acids. The transcript is spliced from 3 exons. Gene Ontology annotation, biological process: regulation of DNA-templated transcription. Gene Ontology annotation, molecular function: DNA-binding transcription factor activity; sequence-specific DNA binding. The record is from RefSeq and is a predicted model, not a curated record. Gene Ontology annotation, cellular component: nucleus. Lineage: Eukaryota; Viridiplantae; Streptophyta; Magnoliopsida; Fagales; Betulaceae.
CAACAACUGAUAUAAUAUUGAAACGAUAACCAUAAUUGAAACUAUAGUUCAUUUGCUAAGCUGCUCUCUCCUUUGAGUUCUCUGUCUUCAUCUGAUGUUAAUGGGUAUGUAAAAAUCUGUUCUUUGUGGGCAAAUUAUGAGGUCCAACCGUCCGUCAUUUUUCUCAUAGAUGUUUCAGUAUUGCUGAAAAUGGGUUGGUGAGACUUACCAAAGAAAAUAAAAAUACAAAGAAAAAAGGAAAGAAAAUGGGACGGCGAUGGAUCUUUUAAAGAGUGAGAAAGGAAGCAACAUACCAUGAUAUUCGGCUGCAUUAUGGAAUAAAGCCGAGGUUUUCAACCUUGCUGCAUCAAUACCAAAUAGGAGCGAUAACAGGCCACAUUCUGGAAAGUUGAUUUUAAGAGCAGUCCUGCCCUGAAAAGACUCCCUGGACCAUUAUAGGGGGACCUGGCAGAAUCUCUUGAGUAAAUUAUUCUUCAAUGCAAGCAUCACAGCAGCAAAGAAGUUCGAGCAUGUCCAACGGAUUGUACCAUCAACCAAUUCGAGAAGUUGAGGCCUACUACUUGCCUCAGUUUCGAACAUUCGACCACCAGCUACGCUACAAUGAUUGCAGCCAAGGGACCAACUCCUUGGCUCGAAACUUCUACGAACGGUAUUGCACUUUGGAGUCAUCCCCAGCAAAUGGUGAUGCUGUUUAUAAUUCCCCAUCAACUGUCAGUUUCACACCCAAUGGAAGCCCGCUGUCACAGCAAGAUUCUCAGUCACACCCUGCUGACCAGCACCAUUCCCCUGACAAUACCUAUGGCUCUUCUAUAAGUGGAUCCUGCAUAACUGAUGAAGGAAAUGACUUCAAGCACAAGCUGAAAGAACUGGAAACUGAAAUGCUGGGUCCCGAUUCCAACUUUCUUGACAGCUAUGAUAGCUCCUUCCAGAAGGACAUAAACAAUACCGCACCGGAAAUGGACAGCUGGAGACAAAUAAUGGAGGCAAUUUCUAGUAGGGACUUGAAGCAGAUCCUCAUCUUCUGUGCAAAAGCAGUAUCAGAUAGUGAUCUGUUAAUGGCACAAUGGUUGAUGGAUGAAUUACGUCAAAUGGUCUCUGUUACUGGUGAACCACUUCAAAGGUUGGGAGCAUACAUGUUGGAAGGGCUUGUUGCGCGGCUGGCCUCCUCAGGGAGUAACAUUUGCAAAGCAUUGAGAUGCAAAGAACCAGCAAGCGUGGAACUCCUCUCUUACAUGCACAUUCUUUUUGAGGUUUGCCCUUACUUCAAAUUUGGCUAUAUGUCUGCAAAUGGAGCCAUUGCAGAAGCUAUGAAGGAUGAAAACAGAGUUCAUAUUAUUGAUUUCCAAAUUGCCCAGGGGAGUCAAUGGGUCACUUUGAUCCAGGCUUUUGCAGCGAGGCCUGGCGGGCCACCCCACAUCCGCAUAACAGGUAUCGAUGAUUCCAUGUCGGCUUACGCUCGUGGAGGAGGACUAGAUAUUGUGGGGAAGAGGCUAUCUAAGCUUGCAAAGUCUGUUAAGGUGCCAUUUGAGUUCCAUGCUGCAGCCAUGUCUGGUUGUGAUGUCCAGCUAGAGAAUCUUGGGGUUCGACCUGGGGAAACUCUGGCUGUGAACUUUGCAUUCAUGCUACACCACAUGGCUGAUGAGAGUGUCAGCACUCAGAAUCAUCGGGACAGGCUACUGAGGCUGGUCAAAAGCCUGUCUCCGAAGGUGGUGACCCUUGUUGAGCAAGAAUCUAACACGAAUACUGCUGCAUUCUAUCCGCGGUUCCUUGAAACACUGAACUACUACACAGCUAUGUUCGAGUCGAUUGAUGCCACCCUUCCAAGGGACCGUAAGGAGCGGAUCAAUGUCGAGCAGCACUGCUUGGCAAGGGAGGUGGUUAACAUAAUAGCCUGUGAGGGGCCUGAGAGAGUGGAACGGCAUGAGCUUCUUGGUAAGUGGAGGUUGCGGUUCAAAAUGGCCGGAUUCACUCCAUACCCUCUAAGCCCCUUGGUGAAUGGCACCAUUAAAUCACUGCUGGAGAACUAUUGUGACAAAUAUAGGCUUGAAGAAAGAGAUGGAGCUCUUUAUCUCGGCUGGAGGAAUAGAUAUUUGGUUGCUUCUUGUGCAUGGAAGUGAAAACUGGGCACCAAUUGAUGCAUUUUCUUAGGAAGUGAAAACUGAGCACCAAAGGACCAGAGCUUUCAUUGAGACCAUGUUAAUGCCCUGAACUUUCUUGUUUGGCAGGCUGAGGAAGAAACUGAUUGCUGGUGCAAUUGCAGGGUUUCAUCAUGGAUGUAAUUUUUUGAGUAUUUUGACAUCAAUGUUUAUUUUCUAAGAAAGUUGGAUAUUGGUUUUGGAAUA